AUGGCGCUCUUCGUCCCCGCUCGGCGCCGUUCCGCACUCGCGGCUGCUCUCGCGAUGGCGGCAGUUUUCGGCCUUUGCGCGCAGGUGAGCUCCGCUGCAGAUUUCGUGACGGGCCUUCCGGCCGUGCGAGCACGAAAGCCAACCGUGAACAUGCAAUCCAAGGUGGACGACAUCGUAGAAGAUCUCAAGGGCUUGACGCUGCUUGAGGCCUCAGAGUUGGUGAAAGCCAUCGAGGAGACUUUCGGCGUGGACGCUUCCGCUUCGGCAGGCGCAGUUGUCAUGGCGGCCCCCGGCGCAGGUGGCGGGGGAGAAGCUGCUGAGGCAGCAGAGGAAAAGACAGAGUUUGAUGUGGUGCUGAAGGAGGUGCCGAAGGAGAAGAAGAUCGCCAUCAUCAAGGCCCUGAGAGCCAUCACUGGCCUCGGCUUGAAGGACGCCAAGGGCUUGGCUGACAACCCCGGCAAGUUCAUCGAGGGGAAGCCGAAGGAGUUCUGCGAAGAUGCCGUGAAGCAGCUCGAGGAAGCUGGUGCCAAAGCGGCGAUUGAGUGA
Messenger RNA from Symbiodinium sp. CCMP2592, 546 nucleotides. The record is from the annotation of a GenBank genome assembly. Lineage: Eukaryota; Dinophyceae; Suessiales; Symbiodiniaceae.